Messenger RNA from Paramecium pentaurelia, 1169 nucleotides. Lineage: Eukaryota; Ciliophora; Oligohymenophorea; Peniculida; Parameciidae. The record is from the annotation of a GenBank genome assembly.
AUGAAAAUUAUAUCGUUUUUAUUAAUAAUUACAUUCACAACUGGGCACUUAUAAUUAUUAGAUGAUUUAAAAUAAACUUCAUUUGGAUAAUCAUUAGAAUAGACUAUCUUAUUAUAACUUCAAUAUGAUGAGAAUAAGUAUAUUUAUAUUAUGGAAUUAGAUUGAAAUCAAUUUUGUAAGAAAUUUAUAGUUCUAUGAAUGAAGAAUAGAUUAUUGAUGAUGCUAAUUUUAGACAAGAAUAUGAAAAUUGCAAUAGUAAUGAUUUAUAAAAUGAUAUCAUCGCAAUCAAAUAUGAAGAAUCAUCUAUAAAAUAAAAAAUGAAAUUGUUAAAUAAUUCAUUUGAAUUAUAAGUUUCCUAAUAAAAACAAAAAGAACUAUAAUUUAAUUAAGAAUAACUUAAUUAAUACAUUAAAUAAAUGGAAUAAGAGAAAGAAAAUCAAGUUCAUAAUCUUAAAGAAUGUGAUGUAGGUAAAUUUUUACAAAUUAGGAACUAUUGGAACUCCUACAAUAUCUAAGAUUCUAAUUUGAAAAGAAAUUGAUGAGUUAACUUAGUAAUUAGAAGAGCCAAUACUUAUUAUAAUUAAAACAAGAGAUUCAAGAUCAAAUAAAAAUUAUUAACAAGAUGAUAAAAAAACAAACAUAUAAUAAUUUUAUUAAACUCUUAAUUUCUUAGUUUGAAAAACAAGAUUAAAAUUAUGAAAAGUAUUCAUAUUCAAUUUUUAAUAGGUUACACAAAAUAAUAUUGUAAAUACAAGAAAUAAUUGAAUAAAAUAGAAAUUAAAUAAGAAAAUAAUUUGAUGAAAAUAUGAAACACUUCUAAACAAAUAUUUAAUAUUAUUAAUAAAAUAUCUAAUAAAUUUAACAGGAGAUAGAAUUGUUAUAAGUAUGAUAAAUUUAUAAUAUUAUUGUAGGAAUAAUAAGUAUAAAUAGAAAAAGAACUAAAAUAUUUCUAAGAAUAAUUAAAUAAGAUUAUUGAGAUUUAUGAAAUUAAAAAUUAAUUAUAGAUUGAUAAAGAUAAUAUGUGUAAAACCUUAGCUGAAGAUUAUAAUGAUUAUAGAAAUUUCAGAAAUAGCUAAAUUUAAUAAUUAGUGAAUAUUUUAAAUCUUGUAGAAAGAGAUCUGUUUUUGAUUAAAGAUCAUUAUGUAUUAAAUGGAUAAUUGAGAUAAUGA